Molecule: messenger RNA, 1582 nt
Organism: Acanthisitta chloris (rifleman)
Lineage: Eukaryota; Metazoa; Chordata; Aves; Passeriformes; Acanthisittidae
Gene: PUS10
Product: pseudouridylate synthase 10
Exons: 17
Biological process (GO): tRNA pseudouridine synthesis
Molecular function (GO): RNA binding; pseudouridine synthase activity
Source: RefSeq, a predicted model, not a curated record
AUGUCUUCACUGACAGAAAAGGACAGACCAAUUGUGCAGCUAUUACUCAACACUGGCACUUGCCCACGAUGUGUUUUGAGGUUCUGCUGUGUGGGAUCACAGGUGCUCUACAGACAUCCAUACAAGGAUUUGAUGAAGGAUUUACAAGAAUUUCUGAAAGCCAAUCAAGGAACAGAAGACACAGCUUCUUUGGAUGUAGCUGACCCACCCUGUAAGAGAAUCAGACUUGAACACCCUGAGGAAGGUUCUGAUGAUCUGAACCACAACGGAGCACUCCCACAGAUUCCUUCAGUUCAUGAUGGGAGUGCUGCAAUGGAGAGCUCAGCUGUGAAGGUGUGCAAUGUGUGUUUGGGAAUUCUUCAGGAGUUCUGUGAGGCUGACUUUGUUAAAAAGGUGUGCCAGAAGGUUAAUUCUGCUGACUACCAGUUCACUAGCUUUGUAUUUUCUGUGUCACUACCCCCACAGCUGUCUGUUAGGGAGCAUGCUGCUCGGCUGGUGGUGAAACAGGAGAUGAGAAAUCUGGGCCUUCCCUUGGCAAAGGAUGAUAUUGUUCAGCUGAAAGAAGCUUAUAAAUGGAUUAUUCAUCCCCAGUUGUCAGAAGAGUUGGGUGUUCCUAGUUUGUUUGAAGUUAGUGUGGUCUUUGCUCACCCAGAAAGCGACGAGGAGUGCCAUUUCCUAGCCACAGCCUGUCCAGACUGUUUCAAACCAGCCAAGAAUAAACAGUCUGUUUUCACCAGAAUGGCAGUUAUAAAAGCCCUAGAGAAGAUAAAAGAAGAGGAUUUUCUCAAGCAUUUUCCAUGUCCCCCAAGUUCACCAAAGAACCUCUGUGUUGCUCUGGAAAUUCAGUGCAAUAAUGGUGCAGUUUUUGUGGCUGGAAGAUACAACAAAUAUUCAAGGAAUUUACCUCAGACUCCCUGGAUUAUUGAUGGGGAGAGGAAGCUGGAAUCUUCAGUGGAAGAACUCAUUUCGGAGCAUCUAAUGGCAGAAUUCAAAGCAGACAGCUUUAAUUUUUCUUCUUCUGGAAGAGAAGAUGUGGAUGUAAGGACACUAGGCAAUGGAAGGCCCUUUGCAAUUGAGCUUGUGAAUCCUCGCAGAAUCCAUUUUACUGCUGAGGAGAUGAAGAAGCUUCAGCAGGCAAUUAAUAACUCUUCAGACAAAAUACAGGUUCGAGAUUUACAGCUUGUCACCAGAGAGGCAAUUGGUCGGAUGAAGGAAGGUGAAGAGGAGAAGACAAAGACCUAUAGUGCCUUAAUAUGGACAGACAAAGCGAUACAGAAAGAAGACAUUGCAUUUCUAGAUGAUAUCAAGGAAUUAAAGCUGGAGCAGAAGACCCCUCUGCGGGUUCUCCACAGGAGGCCUCUGGCUGUGCGGUGUCGCCUCAUCCACACCAUGACAGCCGAGUACAUCGAUGAGCAUCACUUCCGCCUGCGCCUCAGGACUCAGGCAGGGACCUACAUUAAGGAAUUUGUGCAUGGAGACUUUGGAAGAACAAAGCCCAAUAUUGGGUCCCUUCUGAACAGAACUGCUGACAUUCUGGAGUUGGAUGUAGAGUCUGUUGAUGCUGACUGGCCUCCAACCCUGG